Molecule: messenger RNA, 636 nt
Organism: Daldinia caldariorum
Lineage: Eukaryota; Fungi; Ascomycota; Sordariomycetes; Xylariales; Hypoxylaceae
Exons: 2
Coding region: 1-636 (211 amino acids)
Source: RefSeq, a predicted model, not a curated record
AUGUCUCGACAAAGCCCGUCUCUUACACAAGCUGAGGCCGAUGCAACAAGAGCGGCUGAAGAAGCUCUGAUAAUCUACAAGUCGCGGUCGCGUACGGAGAGGAACAACGCUGUCAUAGCGGCAACCUCAGUGGCGAGAUUCCAACAGCACCCCGAUGAUCUUGAGGAAAUCAUCGCCACCUGCGGUGCCAGGGCAAGCGGUCGCAUGUCGCCAACGGAGCGGUUUGUAAAAAACAAGCGGGUCAACGCGAGACGAAAAGCUAUUUACCUGGAUCGUAAAUAUGGUCAUAUGGAGGCUACGGAAACCUUUCCCAUAUUUAAGGACGACAGUGACGAUGACUACGAGCCUGACGCUCCCACUAUCACCGUUCGUCAUGAGCUCCCGGCCACCAUUCGCAUAGUGACCCCUGUCGCUACGCCCGAUGAAUCUGACGAAGAGGAUGAGAAGGAGGGGGAGGAGGAUAAGGAGGAUAAGGAAAUUCACAUUCCCCGGGCGCGGACUCCGUACCCCGGCUGUGACAAAGCCAAGGCAACCGGCGGCCACAUGAACAUUACGGGGAAGUUCAAGAAGCUUAAGUUCCUCGUUGGCGGCGGAGACAAGAAGGAGAAGAAGGCGCAUGGGAGCAGACGGGCGUGA